CACUCGGGCCUCGAUUAUUUAAAAAUCAACAGAGAUAUUUAAUUCCAUUCUUGUAUCUGCUGCAUAAAUUUGUAAGUCAAACAUUUAAAAUUAUUGAUUUUUAUAUAUGAAACCAAUUCUAAUGUACUCAAUUCCACACAAUUCCGCUCAAUUCCGAGCAAUUCUACGCAAUUCUUCUCAAUUCCACACAAUUCCGUGAAUAUUUAAUUGCUUUCUUUUUUGCAAUUUUAGCGCAAUUGCACGCAAUGAAAUGGUGCAAGAGGAAGCAACCAUUGCGCGCAAUUCCACACUAUUCUGCGUAACAGAAUUCCGAUUGGAAACCCUAGUCUAGAUUUUUUGGGUGUAUGGUUUAAAAGAAAGAAAAUCUGUUCAUUGUUGCAUGUAUCUAUAAAGCUAGAAGUUACUGGUCUGACUACUUCUUGUUAUCUCCAAAUCCAGAUCAAGUCAAGCUGAUGGAAACUGUCGUCUUUAUCAAUGAUACGAUUGAGGCAGUAAAACAAACUUAUUAUGAUAAAGAUGCUGUUCUCAUGAAUGCUAAGAGCAGAGUAGAAGCAGCUGUGAGGGAGGACCCAGAGUUUCUUGAGAUUCUGUUGAAAACUAAAGAACCUCCUUUUUAUUAUGGAAAGGAAAAACUAUGGCCCUUUUAUGGUUUUUGGCUGAUGCAUAAGAAUUCUAUUUGGUCUGAACAUAUACAUUAUCAUUUAUUAGUUUGUCAGCAGGGUGAAUUAGAAAGAAAAGUGUGGAAUAGUAUAAUUGGAAAACCAAUGUUUCCAGAAUAUUCUUCAAAUUUGGUAAACAUUUAA
Molecule: messenger RNA, 803 nt
Organism: Eurytemora carolleeae
Lineage: Eukaryota; Metazoa; Arthropoda; Copepoda; Calanoida; Temoridae
Exons: 5
Coding region: 453-803 (116 amino acids)
Source: RefSeq, a predicted model, not a curated record